GGUGUCGCCGCACCUCUGGCCAUGAGGACCCUGUGGAUGGUGCUGUGCGCUCUGGCGCGGCUGUGGCCCGGGGCCCUGGCUGGUUGCGCAGAGGUCGGCCGCUGCUGUCCUGGCCGGGACCCGGCCUGCUUCGCCCGCGGCUGGAGGCUGGACAGAGUUUAUGGAACAUGCUUCUGUGACCAAGCCUGCCGUCUCACCGGGGACUGCUGCUUCGACUACGACAGGGCGUGCCCAGCUCGCCCUUGCUUUGUGGGAGAAUGGAGUCCCUGGAGCAGCUGCGCAGGUCAGUGCCAGCCCACUACGCGUGUGCGCAGGCGUUCAGUGCAUCAGGAGCCACUAAACGGAGGGGCUCCCUGCCCACCCCUGGAAGAGAGAGCCGGCUGCCUGGAGUACUCCUCAUCACAGGGCCAGGAUUGCGGGCACGCCUUUGUUCCUGCCUUCAUAACUAGCUCUGCCUUCAACAAGAAGAGAAUAAUGCAAGCCGUAUAUCCACAGUGGUCUAUACACACUGAGGACGCUGGAUACUGUAUGGAGUUCAAGACAGAGUCCCUGACUCCUCACUGUGCUCUGGACAACCGUCCCCUGACUCGAUGGAUGCAGUAUCUCCGUGAGGGAUACACAGUGUGUGUGGACUGUCAGCCUCCAGCUAUGAACUCUGGGAGCCUGCGUUGUUCUGGAGACGGUCUGGACUCUGAUGGAAAUCAGACUCUUCGCUGGCAAGCCAUCGGCAAUCCUCGAUGUCAAGGAACCUGGAAAAAAGUGCGUCGAGUAGAACAGUGCUCAUGUCCAGAUGUGCACCGCUUCAUUUUUAUAUAGAGCCCUGGGAGCUACUUCACAGCAUGCUUGUGAAUGGGCUGAGUGUUGACAAGCUGCGUUCAAAGCUUCAGAAGCCUCCAAAAGCUGUGCCAAGGACCUAGAUACUUGCCAUUGCUAGCUUUGCCAUUGAGAAAGAAGACUUAGGGAUAGUUUUCAAGAUAGAUCACAGCCUCUUUGUUUUUAUUUUUAAUGAGUUAACGACCCAUACUAAAAGCUCCUGUGGCCUAUAGACUUUGACCUUACAUUUGGUCACAGCAUACAUGCCUGUACUAGAAUCACCACCAUGGGCUCCAGUUUGGGGGCAAAUUGUUGUUUAAGGCACCUUUGUUCUCUCUCUCUCUCUCUCUCUCUCUCUCUCUCUCUCUCUCUCUCUCUCUCUCUCCCUCUCUCUCUCCCUUUCUCUCUCCCUCUCUCC
Molecule: messenger RNA, 1231 nt
Organism: Grammomys surdaster
Lineage: Eukaryota; Metazoa; Chordata; Mammalia; Rodentia; Muridae
Gene: Sbspon
Product: somatomedin B and thrombospondin type 1 domain containing
Exons: 5
Coding region: 22-816 (264 amino acids)
Source: RefSeq, a predicted model, not a curated record